This is a messenger RNA of Toxotes jaculatrix (banded archerfish), 1688 nucleotides long. RefSeq lists its product as uncharacterized. The record is from RefSeq and is a predicted model, not a curated record. Gene Ontology annotation, molecular function: DNA binding. The transcript is spliced from 2 exons. Bases 284 to 1642 code for a protein of 452 amino acids. NCBI's taxonomy places the organism in Eukaryota, Metazoa, Chordata, Actinopteri, Toxotidae. Gene Ontology annotation, cellular component: nucleus.
GGAGCAGCGUUUCUUGCUAGGCAGGAAAACACACAGCCAAAGUGAAUUGUAACCGCGUAAUUUCAACUUUGUGUAAUGGACGGGCAUGUAGCGGCGACUGCAGAGUAAACACUGCCGCAUGGUUUGUGUUUUUAAGCGUAACUUUGUCUCAAAAACCACCAGGUUUCACAUUAUUGUAACGUUAGUUUCCCAAACGGUGCGCGGCGUCACAAUCAGGACGAGUUGCUUUUCUGUCCCCAACUAAAACUUAGUACGACGACUCCCCAAGACCAGUAAAAAAAAAAUGCCAUCGAGAAACCAUCUCGACAAAAUUGGGAGGAAGAAGAAGAAGAAAUGGACAGAGGAGGCGAUGGAACGCGCACUGAUCGAAGUGAAGUCGGGGAGGUGCACGGUGAGACAGGCUGCCAAAGAGUUUGGAGUCCCUAAGUCUUCACUGGGAGACAGAGUCAGUGGACGGGUGACACCAGGGAGUCGCAGCGGGCCAGCUCAGCUCAUAACAUCUGCUGACGAGGAGCUGUUAGUGGAGUUCUCCUUAUACAUGUCCAAGCAUGGAUUCCCGCUUACUAAGCAGCAGCUGGUGUCCUUCGCCUCAUCCAUUUAUAAGCGGCAGCAUCGGAGGGUGGCAUUUUCCAAACUGGGCCAGACCUGGUGGCUCAAUUUUAGAAAACGGCAAGAAAAUAAUAUUACCAUUCAGCCAGCAGACAGUGUUGUCCGUGGGAGGACAGUAUGUGUGAGGAAGGAAGCAGUGGAUCAGUUUUUUCAUUUACUGAGCACUGUCAUGGACGCCCAUGGGCUCAGAGACAAGCCUCACCAAAUCUUCAACUGCAAUGAGACAGGCUUUCAGCUGGGCAGGAAGAGGGUGAUUCUCCCCAAACCUGCCAGUCUGGGCUACAAGCCAACGCCAGGCUUGAGGGACCACAUCUCCGUCCUGGCUUGCUUUAACGCAGCUGGAGAGGACAUUCCUCCAUUUAUUAUCUACUCAAAGGCCUAUCCAGGGGGUGUAUGCUACAAAACACAAGGGCCACCAAAUGCCCUCUAUGGAUGGUCAGACUCAGGAUGUGUCAACUCUGACCUCUUCAAGAAAUGGUUCCUCAAACAUUUUCUUGUUCAUGCACCGAAAGAGCGCCCACUGCUGCUGAUUUUUGACGGCCACAAGUCGCCUGUGAACCUUGAGGUGGUGGAGGCAGCUCGUAAGGAGGACGUCGUCCUUCUGUGCCUUCCGCCUCAUUGCUCUCACAUCCUGCAGCCGCUCGACGCGGGCCUCUUUGUGCUCCUGAGGCAGCGUUUUGCUUCACUCAUAGGCGAUGACUGUGCCGCUGAUUCGCACUUCGCAAUAAGCAAGAAGAAGUUCUCAGGUGUAUUUAAAGGGACUUAUCAGUUAACGAAGGAAGAGGAGGGUGUUCGGAUUGUCAAGGAAGGCUUUCAGAAAUGUGGUAUCUACCCACUGAACCACUUUGUCAUCAACGAGGGUCAUUUAAUGCCAUCACACAGCAUGGACCCAGCAGCUGGACCCUCUUUGUCUGUAUCAGCACAGGGAGUGCACACUGUAGGAGACCUCACAGCAGCUGGACCCUCUUUAUCGGUAUCAGCACAGGGAGUGCACACUGUAGGAGACCUCACAGCUGCUGGACCCUCCUUGUAGCUCAUUAAGACAGUCAGCCAUCAGUACCUCUGAGGAAAGAGUCUUC